Molecule: messenger RNA, 279 nt
Organism: Eruca vesicaria subsp. sativa (arugula)
Lineage: Eukaryota; Viridiplantae; Streptophyta; Magnoliopsida; Brassicales; Brassicaceae
Source: the annotation of a GenBank genome assembly
AUGGCUUUUGUGAGAAAUCUAUUGGGUGCAAAGAAGAUUCUUGGAGCCGCAAAUAGCAAAAGGGCAACCUCAGCAGCACCAAAAGGGUUUCUUGCGGUGUACGUAGGAGAGAGCCAGAAGAAGAGAUAUGUGGUGCCAAUCUCAUUCUUGAGCCAACCUUCCUUUCAAGCUAUACUCAGUAAAUCCGAAGAAGAGUUUGGAUUCGAUCAUCCAAUGGGCGGCUUAACAAUCCCUUGUCCUGAAGAUAUAUUCAUCACUGUGACGUCUCGUUUGCAGUGA